Molecule: messenger RNA, 825 nt
Organism: Syngnathus acus (greater pipefish)
Lineage: Eukaryota; Metazoa; Chordata; Actinopteri; Syngnathiformes; Syngnathidae
Gene: ch25hl1.1
Product: cholesterol 25-hydroxylase like 1, tandem duplicate 1
Exons: 1
Coding region: 1-825 (274 amino acids)
Biological process (GO): sterol biosynthetic process; cholesterol metabolic process
Molecular function (GO): C-4 methylsterol oxidase activity; iron ion binding; steroid hydroxylase activity
Source: RefSeq, a predicted model, not a curated record
AUGUUGAACAUGAGUGAGGUGCCCCUGCGUCCUCUCACCUUCAGCCGUUCCGAUCCUCUCCUGCAGCCUCUCUGGAACCAUCUGCUCAUGCACCACCGGCCUCUUAUCUCAUCUCCUUUUUUGCCGGUCCUGCUGGCUUUUUCCAGCUACGUCGUCUUCAGUACGCCUUUUGCCGUCAUGGACUUGCUGGGAGAAAGAGCGCCUUUGUUUCACAAAUACAAAAUCCAGCCAGGAAGGCGGCCCACGCUCGGAAUGAUGGCAAGGAGCUUCCAGACGUCUCUUUUUAACCACAUUUUCUUCGUUUUGCCGAGUGUGCUGGUCAGCAUGUUCAUCUUACCUCCGCCGGCGUUGCCUCAGGAAGCUCCCGCGCUCCUGGAGGUUUUCAUCGACGGUCUGGCUCUUCUUCUCGUCUUUGACACCCAGUACUACAUCUGGCACGUCGUACACCACAAACACGUGCAGCUGUACCGCUGUGUCCACGCCGUUCAUCACGAAUACUCGGCUCCUUUCUCCUGGUCCACCGAGCAGCUCAGCAUCCCGGAACUGAUGACGGUGGGACUGUGGAGCAACCAAGACCCCAUUCUGCUCAAAUGUCACCCGCUGACCACUUGGUGCAUCACGGUGCUUAGUAUCUGGAUGUCUGUGGAGGACCACAUAGGCUACGACCUACCGUGGGGUCUCAAUCGCUUGGUACCCUUCGGCUUACUGGGGGGAGCGCCUGCUCAUGACAUGCACCAUCAGAGGCCAAGUAGCAAUUAUGCUCCCUUUUUUAGCCACUGGGAUAAAAUCUUUGGCACUGCUGUCCCGCUCAGGAAAAAAAACUGA